This is a messenger RNA of Peromyscus californicus insignis, 4591 nucleotides long. Its product is annotated as zinc finger protein 585A-like. Gene Ontology annotation, biological process: regulation of DNA-templated transcription. The record is from RefSeq and is a predicted model, not a curated record. Lineage: Eukaryota; Metazoa; Chordata; Mammalia; Rodentia; Cricetidae.
CCUGUCCGCCAUACUCUAGGCUUGGCUGCCCGAGUUUUAGGCAGACUUUGGUGUCAGUGUGCUGGGCUGAGACCGGCCUCUGAGAGACGUGAGGAGAGCGGGUGAGCACGGAAUCCGUCAUGGAUGCAGUGACCUAUAAGGAUGUGCAUGUGAACUUCACUCAUGAAGAGUGGGCUUUGCUGAAUCCUUCCCAGAAGAGUCUCUACAAAGAUGUGAUGCUGGAAACCUACUGGAACCUCACUUGUAUAGGUUACAAAUGGGAAGACCAUAAUAUUGAAGAACAUUGUCAGAGCUGUAGAAGAAAUGGAAGGGAUGUCAUCUAUCACUCUGUAUACAAGCCAUGUGAGCAUAAGGGACAUAGAAAGAAGCAUUGUAGUUCUGUCUCUCUGAGAACAACUGGAAGAUAUGUGGUAGUCCCCACUAUGAGAAGACAUGAAGACUGUGAUGCAAGUUUACAAUUAACUGGUUUUCCAACUUCAGUGGGAAUUCAUCAAGAAACUCUCAUUGGAGAAAAACCUUAUGAGUACCAGGAAUAUGGAAAUUCAGCUGUCUCUACUGGUUCACUGUGCACAUGUAGUGUGGCUCACAGUAUAAGAAAAUGUGAAUACAAUCAGUGUGGUCAGACCCUGAGUUCUUCAAGUUCUCUUCAAAGAUGUGAAAAAGCUCAUGUGGGAAAAGAAAAUAGUAAAUGUGAGUCAUCUACUAAAGGCUUUAGUCAUUACAGGCAUCUUCAAACACACCAAACACCCAAUAAUGAAGAGGAUCUCUAUGAAUGUAAUCAACAUGAGAAAGCCUUUAUAUCUGAUUGCUGUUUAAAAGUACACCAAAGAACUCAUUCAGAAGGAAUACACUCUGAGUAUGAUCAAAAUUAUAAAGUUUUUGCAUGUCCAAAUCUUCUUCAAGUAGAUAAAAUUCAAACUAGAGAGAAAAGGUAUGGAUAUGAUCAAUGUGAUAAAGUCUUUGAAUGUCCCACUUAUCUUCAAAUACAUAAUAGAAGUUAUACUGGAGAGAAAGCCUAUGAAUGCAAUCAGUGUGGCAAAGCCUUUGCUUAUAACAGUCAUUUUCUUAUUCAUCUAAAAAGUCAUACUGGAGAGAAACCUUAUGAAUGUAAUCAGUGUGGUAAAGCAUUUGCACAUAAGAGCUAUCUUCGAAGUCACGAGAGAAUUCAUACUGGAGAGAAACCCUAUGAAUGUAAUCAUUGUGGUAAAGCCUUUACGUGGAAGAAGACUCUUCACUGUCAUGAAAGAAUUCAUACUGGAGAGAAACCCUAUAAAUGUAAUGAAUGUGGUAAAGCCUUUGCAAAGAAGACAAGUCUUCACAGUCAUGAAAUAAUUCAUACUGGAGAGAAGCCCUAUAAAUGUAAUCAGUGUGGUAAAGCCUUUGCACUGCAGAGUAGUCUUCACAAUCAUGAAAGAAUUCAUACUGGAGAGAAACUCUAUGAAUGUAAUCAAUGUGGUAAAGGUUUUGUCCAGAAGAGUAGUCUUCUCAGUCAUGAAAGAAGUCACAAUGGAGAGAAACCCUAUGAAUGUAAUGAAUGUGGUAAAGCAUUUGUGCAUAAGAGUUAUCUUCGCAGUCAUAAAAGAAUUCAUACAGGAGAGAAACCCUAUGAAUGUAAUCAUUGUGGUAAAGCCUUUGCACAGAAGAGAAGUCUUCACAAUCAUGAAAUAAUUCAUACUGGAGAGAAACCCUAUGAAUGUAAUCAAUGUGGUAAAGCCUUUACACGGAAGAGUAGUCUUCUCAGUCAUGAAAGAAUUCAUACUGGAGAGAAACCCUAUGAAUGUAAUCAAUGUGGUAAAACCUUUGCACAGAAGAAAUAUCUUCUCAGUCAUAAAAUAAUUCAUACUGGAGAGAAACCCUAUAAAUGUAAUCAGUGUGGUAAAGCCUUUGCACAUAACAGUAAUCUUCUUAGUCACAAAAGAAUUCAUACUGGACAAAUUCAUACUGGAGAGAAACACUAUGAGUGUAAUCAAUGUGGUAAAGCCUUUGCAAGAAAGAGUAAUCUUCAAAGUCAUGAAAGAAUUCAUACUGGAGAGAAACCAUAUGAAUGUGAUCAAUGUGGUAAAGCCUUUGCACGGAAGAGUCAUCUUGAAAGUCAUGAAAGAAUUCAUACUGGAGAGAAACCCUAUGAGUGUAAUCAAUGUGGUAAAGCUUUUGCAAUGAAGAGUUAUCUUCUCAGCCAUGAAAGAAUUCAUACUGGAGAGAAACCUUAUGAAUGUAAUCAAUGUGGUAAAGCCUUUGCACUGAAGAGUAGUCUUCAAAUUCAUGGAAGAUUCCAUAGUGGAGAGAAACCCUAUGAAUGUAAUCAGUGUGGUAAAGCCUUUGCAAAAAAGAGUUAUCUUCUCACCCAUGAAAGAAUUCAUACUGGAGAGAAACCCUAUGAAUGUAAUCAAUGUGGUAAAGCCUUUGCAUUGAAGAGUAGUCUUCACAAUCAUGAAAGAAUUCAUACUGGAGAGAAACCCUAUGAAUGUAAUCAAUGUGGUAAAGCCUUUGCAAUGAAGAGUUAUCUUUUCAGCCAUCAAAGAAUUCAUACUGGAGAGAAACCUUAUGAAUGUAAUCAAUGUGGUAAAGCCUUUGCACAGAAGAGUAGUGUUCAAAGUCAUGAAAGAAUUCAUACUGGAGAGAAACCCUAUGAAUGUAAUAAAUGUAGUAAAGCCUUUGCAAAAAAGAGUUAUCUUCUCAUCCAUGAAAGAAUCCAUACUGGAGAGAAAUCCUAUGAAUGUAAUCAAUGUGGUAAAGCCUUUGCAUUGAAGAGUCAUCUUCACAAACAUGAAAGAGUUCAUACUGGGGAGAAACCCUAUGAAUGUCCUCAAUGUGGUAAAGCCUUUGUGCAGAAGAGUAGCCUUCUAUGUCAUGAAAGAAUUCAUACUGGAGAGAAACCAUAUAAAUGUGAUCAAUGUGGUAAAGCCUUUGCACAGAAGAUUAGUCUUCAAAGUCAUGAAAGAAUUCAUACAGGAGAGAAACCUUAAUGUGGUAAAGCCUUUGCAAUGAAGAGUUAUUUUCUCACCCAUGAAAGAAUUCAUACUGGAGAGAAACCCUAUGAAUGUAAUCAAUGUGGUAACACCUUUGCAUGGAAGAGUCAUCUUCACAGUCAUCAAAGACUUCAUACUGGAGAGAAACCCUAUGAAUGUAAUCAAUGUGGUAAAGCCUUCAUACAGAAGAGUAGCCUUCUAAGUCAUGAAAGAAUUCAUACUGGGGAGAAACCCUGUAAAUGUGACCAAUGUGGUAAAGCAUUUGCAAAGAAGAGUAAUCUUCACAGUCAUGAAAGAAUUCAUACUGGACAGUAACAUAUGAAUGUAAUCAAUGUAGUAAUUUCAGAUGUUAGGUGAUGUGAGCUGCCAUGUGGCUGUUGGAAACUGUAUUGUGUGUUCUACAAGAGUUACUUGCUGGAGUCCGGUGUCAUAGGAGUUCAGGUCCCAAAGAAGAGAUCACGCAUCAGUAGAGGAAGGAGACUGCCAUGAUCUGAGCAUGAAAUAGUAUAGCUGCUGCUUUAUUGAAAAACAACUACACAUUUAAUGCUCUAUAACUGAAUCUUAGGUUAGACUCAAGCAGGUUAAAAGCAGGUUUAAUGAUUCCAGGAUAAAAGCAGCCAUCAACCUCAUUACAGUAUAUUUCCUGUUGCAAAAAGUGAUAAAUUCAGCAAGUAUUUUAAUGCUUUUCUGGAUGUGGUCCCAUUGUUUGUUUUUCAUAGUUGCUUUAAUCCUUGGAACUAGGUAUAUCCAGUUAGUAAAUCAUUAAGUUCUCUAUUUUUGGUGUAAUCGGGGACACAAUGGGGCUUCUUGUGUGGGAGUAGGCAUAGUAAUAACAUUGUGUGGUUCCAUGGUGGUGGGAUUUUUUCCAAGAAUUUUGUUUAAAGAGACUUCCUUGCCUAUGUAUAUGUUCCCAUCCUCCAGUGUAGCCAGAAAAAUAAAUUUCCCACAGUAAAAGGCAUAAGGAAACUCCAUAACAUAUAGUAAGAAUUAUUAAAAUUGAAAUAAAAAUGAUGCUGGAGAAUUAAGAUCGGCAAUGAGGAAAUGCUGGAACUUUGUCAAACAGCAAUGGUCACCGUGCAGUCCAUGCCAGGUGCUAAACUGCUAAACAAUUUCUCAUCCCGUUUUAUUUCUUUUAGGAUUCAUUUUAUUAUUGUUAUCUUUGUGAGUCCAUAUGAAUAGUAUAGUUUGAAAUCAGAUAUCAGCCUGUGUAACCCAGUUCUUCCUUUCUACACUGUGGGUUUUGAGGACCACACCAGGUCCAUCAGUCUUGGUUACCUGCUGAGCCAUGCCAUGAUGAACACUGAGCACUGAUAUUUUUUUCUUAAUUUUUAAUUUUUUUCUGUUUCUUUAAACAGGCUGAUGAAGUUCAGGCUGACCUUGAACUUCAAACCUUUCUGCUUCCACCUCCAGUUACUAGGAUGACAGGUUUUACUACGAUGCCCUGUUUAUGCAACGGUCUUGUGUGUCCUGAGCAAGUAUUCUAUCCAAUGACCACCAGUUGAUAUGAAAACAUUGAUGUUGCCAAGUUUUUCAUAUACAGGUCUACACUGAACCUUCCAAAACCAAACCAAAACUGCAAACACAUCUUUUGUUAAAAUAAACUGUGUGUGUGUGUGUUUUGA